GGGAACUCCGGGUCGAUGGGGAUAGAAAAAAAAAAAGAAAGAAAGAAAAAAAAAAAGCACGGCGAGGGACGGCGUGCGAAAAGGGCCAAUCUUAGUCAAGCGCAGUCGUCCAGGAGGCGGCCCUUUCACCCUAGCAACGGGGAUGUUGAGGCCGUCGCUAAGGGAGCCUGAGGCGAUGCCUCAGGUAGGCCGCGCAUGGCGGAGGCGGCCGCUUUGCGAGUGCGAGGCCGCGGAGCCUCCCUCAGAGAGGCCUCAAAGGAGCUCCUUGGCAACAGCCAAAAAACCAACACAACCCACAACAUUGACUUUCUAAACCUAGGGAGGCGCCCGGCUCUUCCUGGGGAUGAGCAGAGAAAAUCGUUGUUGUUUGAGGAAGAAAAUGGGAUCUCCACCAUUGAAGACUUGGAAGAAAGCUUACGAAAACUGAAGGUUCAGGUGGACAGCUUAGCCUCCAGUCUCACUGUCCAUCCAGAUCGAGAUGACACUUCUGCUCUUGAACAUGUGGCUGACCCAGGUCCCUUAAGUUCCAAGUGGCGUCCAUCAGGGCCACCCACUGAGACUGAAUGCUUACUGAAACCAAAGCAUCUUGCGAGACCAUUAGGGAAUCACUUGAAUUUGAUGGGUUGGGCUAUUCCAACCUUAAAUUCAUCCCUACCGAAUGAAAAUUUAGGAUUAUUUGGCACUGCGACUGUGAGUCAGAACUCUCUCCUCUUGGGAGACCUUGCUGUCCCUUUGAAACUUGGGGCCCCUCACGUGAUUGGUGUCAAGUCUUUGCUGCCCCCCACGAUUCCAGUCCGAGCUUGCUUGCCAGAAAGAUCCUCUUUCACGUUCCGCAGAGGCCGUUCACUUAGUCAUUCUGAGGUUACCCGCUCCUGCUCCUUCUCUCCGGAUGCCAAACGCCCGCGCUGGCUCCGAUCACACUCUCAGUCUCCGAGGCCUGUCUGGAGACCCACCUCGGCUAAGGCUAAUGCCUGUGCUCAGCCUCCGCCUCAGCUGGGGAAGGCCAGGGGAGUCAGGAAGAAAAGCAUAUCAAGCAGACCAUCACGGUUGAGGUUCUUCAGGCCAGGAACAUUAGCAUCGAAAUCCUGGACUUCCACUAAGGCAGUUGGACAGAGGACACCGAGGGAGUCUUGGAGUCCUUACAGUUUGGCUUCUCCGGUCAUCUCCUCACCCACGGCAGAGGAGAUCAACAAACGAUUCCUGCAGACGCUUUCUGAAAGCACGAUGGGGAGAGACCUGAUUGAAAUGUCUCCGUACCAGAAAGAGCUGGCUCGUCUCCGACUCCAGCGCCUGCGUGUGGAAGAGGCCUGGCUGUUGGAAGUAAAGAGACAGCAGGAAUUGGAACGAACCCGUGGCCCCAGACCCAAGUGGUACGAAAUAAGGGACUCUCAAUUCCACUACGAAGCCCACAAGAACAACGAACUUCUGAGAAGCAGCCCAGAGAUACAGUCUGUCUGUGGUUACAGGGAGGCCCUGUCAAGAGCAUCGAAUGAGUUCCAGCAGCAACAGAAGCCCACUUCCACCUCCCUCAAGGCCUACUGGUAAAGCGCCAAAGGGCAUCAAAGGAGAUAGAAGAAAGGCAGUUUCUGCUCUCCAAAAAUCCCCGUGUCGACAGAUCACAAGGUUCCCGAGUCUCAUACCUUGAAAAAUGAACCGUGAAUGCCACGGCAUUGCCUUUGGUGGGACCGCAUCCAAAAGAAAAAAAAAAAUAUUCCAAAUUA
Molecule: messenger RNA, 1721 nt
Organism: Crotalus tigris (Tiger rattlesnake)
Lineage: Eukaryota; Metazoa; Chordata; Lepidosauria; Squamata; Viperidae
Exons: 6
Coding region: 196-1545 (449 amino acids)
Source: RefSeq, a predicted model, not a curated record